UUUACCGCGUAGGGCAAGCGAUCUUUCCUCAGAAUCGAUGAUGACGUCGAGCAGCAAAGGGGAAUGAGACCUCGAUCCGCUCGGUGAAUUAGCUACCAAAAGACUGGCCACACUAAGCUCUAACACUGAUGUGUAGAACGAUGUAAAGUAGUGAAGAUUUUCUGUAAUUGUCCUCGGGACUUCACAAGCAAGUUUUCCAUUUAUUUACAAUGUUCAAGGUAUCUUAUUGAUAAAAAAUUAAUCUGAAAACUGCAUCGUCAUGGUAUCGUGGAUUUUUCUUGCAUUCUGUGUGCUAUUACUGACGUCGGUCAUUAGUUCGCAUAUCAGUUGUCCACUUCAUUGUGAUUGCGUACAACGUAUGGUAAAUUGUACAUCACGUGGGUUGCACAAAAUUCCUGAUAAUAUCCCUCUACACACUGAGUUACUGUUUCUAUCUGAGAAUCGGUUAACGAACUUGGUCAAACAAAUACCCUUUCUGCCUCGUCUGUUAGACCUGAACUUAUCUACCAAUCAAAUCAAACAACUGGGCCGUGGGUCCAUCUUUCAAAAUUUGACAGAACUACGUUUACUGGACUUGUCUAAUAACAAGUUUCGUACCUUAUUCAACGGAGUCUUUCGUGGUUUGUACAAGUUGGAAACGCUUAUCAUUACAAACGGCCACCUCAAGUUCAUUGACGAACAUGUAUUUGAUGACAUGAGUAAUCUUAAACAUCUGAACCUAAGGGAAAAUUCCAUUCAUUCAAUGCCAGUAGAGUGGUUUUACGAUAUGAUGAAUUUAGUAAUCCUAGAGCUUGACAACAACGAGAUCUAUUAUCUAAAUAGCGGGACGUUUACAUCACUAAAUAACCUUCGGCACCUUUCUUUGUCCCAUAACAGAAUCAGAGGAAUUAGUGAAAAAGCUUUUCUAGGACUUCGUAACCUGACAACUUUGCUGCUGAACCACAACAACAUUGCUGAAGUUCCCACAGUAGCCCUCCAAUCUAUGAAACGUCUGAAGGUUUUUUUUCUUGACGCUAAUCCAAUUCCUAAGUUGGUAACAGAUGACUUUACUCUUUUUUCUGUAAAAGAGAUAUCUCUGUCGAACACAACUACGCUUCAGAUGAUAGACCGUGGAGCAUUUCGAGAUUUAGGUAACCUGGAGAAGGUUUAUCUCCAUAACAACCCAAGUCUGCAUUACGUAGAUCCCCAUGCUUUCAUCAAUGUUCCUAAGUUGAGAGUUUUGCUUUUGCAUAAAAAUAAUCUUUCUGUUUUAAGUUAUGAAACUGUCUACGAACGUCCGGCCGUUCAGCUCACAAUGUAUGACAAUCCACUUCUCUGCGAUUGUAAUGUUAGAUGGAUUCAAAAGGCACUAAACAAAAAAGAAAAUUCUUCAAUUCAUUUUUUAAACUCAGAUCAGUUAAAAUGUUCCCAACCCCAGAUUCUGCGUUCUUUUCCCCUCAAGGCUUUGAGCCUCGCCAGCAUUCCUGAGCAGUGUGAACCAGUCCUAGUUGAUUCUCGUAACGAAACAGUUGACACAAAAAUGGGAGAUUCUCAGAUUUUCGAAUGUCGUGCUUUUGGGAUACCUCCGCCCAAGAUCCAUUGGAUUGUACCCUCUGGAAGCGUGGUGAAUGAAUCAAACAAUGACUUACGCAUUCAGAUAAAACAUAGUAAUAUAUUACUCUUGUACCACUUGAAGCCCAAAGAUUCUGGAAUCUACCAGUGUGUUGCAGAAAACAAUAUGGGUGUUGCCAUAAAGAACACGGUUCUUCAAGUUGGCAGUGUAGACAUUGGUCUGUUUCCUCAGCGGGUGUCUUCCACAUUCGUAACAGUUGUGUGGAAUGGCACAGCACGGAAUAACUUUCCAGAGUAUGAUAUACUUUACAAAACUGACAACCGACCAGGGGAGCAAUAUCAAACAGUCACAGUUAGUUAUGUAUAUCGUUCUUAUACUAUAAAUAAUCUUGAACCAGAUACAAGUUACAAGCUCUGCAUUGCUGUCAAGGACAAAGAAGAAGAGAAAUACAUCAAACUAUCCUGUACUCACGUUCAUACCCGAGACGCUAGUUUUAUUAUGCAAGGCAUUUACACCACAAGCAACGUAGCGGUCGCAGUAGUGCUAGGAAUUGUUGCGGCAAUGUUGUGUAUUGUUUGUUUGGUUUCCAUGGCAGCCAAGAAAUACAGACAGCGACACUACGAAACGCCUGAAAAGUCUCUCAUUACUGACAUGGCUCACGUACCACCAGAGAACCUUAACAGCCCUUUAAUGCCUCGAGUUGGAUCCUGAAAAUAAAAACAGAACAACCCUUUUUAGAGGGGCAGGUUGAUUUCUGGAGUUGUUGAUUUAUUAUUUUAAGUUCACAAGUUGGUUGAAGAACAUGCCGAUUGGUAAAGUUGCACACGGUAUUAUCAUAGCUGGCCAAAUGGGUUUGUGAAGGACAAUACAUUUUUACAUGAACAGGGAAGAAAUGUUUCAUGAAGAAGAGCUUAAUGUAUUUCCAUCAGAUCAAGCAUAUUCCUCAGAAGGAACUAAAAUGUUACACGAGGAAAGCUGAGACAAUUAAACACUUAAAAAUUUCAACCAAAAUGAAGCUGUUUUCUUCAUGUUGAUUAAACUCACAAGUGUUUAGAAAAUUUUACCAGAUCUGGGUUGGUUGCUUUAAAUCACUUCGCAGGUUGAUUAUUAAAGCUAUAAAGCGAAAAUCCCUUGUUCACACAAAAUUAUAAUAAUCAUACGAAAAUGUACAGUCAUAAAUGUUAGUAUUCAACAUGUUCUUCGAAUAAUACAGUGUUUUAAAGGAAAUAAUGCAUGAUUUGAAUUUUUUUAUUACACCAGCCUUCGAAAGUUGACGAUAAAGGUAGUUAGAAGUUCUUAGCUUAUUUCGACACGCGUGGAUAUUACUCAGUUGAAGUGAAGCUAGUUAAUUGUUAUACACUAACUUUUCAUAUAAUUGACUUGAAUGGAACAGACCUCUUAUUUAAGCUAAAAGCUUUGCGUUGUGAGCUGUGAUAUUGUUUGCCAUCAUUUUAUUAGAACACACGAUCUUAGAAAACUAUCUGAUAUUUCACCACUUCUAAUUAGGUUUACUACAGUAGAAAAUAACGUACACCAAACUGAAAUUGUAAAAACAUAACUUUCCGUAUUGUUAAUAUAUUGAUGACAAGUAAUAGACUAGUCAAGCAUAUCCAUGAGAAUUAUCACCAAUCAAACUCAAGUACAUUUAAGAUAGUUAAGUGUUUUAGGACGUUUCAUUUCUGCGGAGCGCGCUAGAAAUAUCACUUAUAAAACAUAUCCUGUCUGUUUAACCCAGUAGGUUCUGAUUACCUCUUCAAACUAGUGAUUAAUUUAACCAUCAUCACAUGAUUAUUUUACAGAGAAAUGAAAACAUUUCCAAGCUUUAGACCAUGCAACGGAAAACAUGUUAUUUCCUUGUUGUAUGACAACUCUCUUCUUUGGUAUUUACUGUAUGCGAUAAUGCAAGAUUUUUUUACUGCACUUAAUGAUGAAUUCUCAGUUCAUUGUUGAAAAUAUUAUGUAAAAAAAUUAAAAUAAGUUAUUAAUAAUUGCGUAAGUUGCUCUUUCAUUAUAUACACAAAAUGGAUAACAUAUUUUCGAAUAUAUAACAUAAUCCUUAAUGCACAAUGGGGUCUGUGACCCCAUCGGCUAUUUAGGCACAUUUCCAAACUAUUUAUGUAACAAAUUAUAUAUAGAGAUAGAAACUGUGGACAGUUAACGUUGAACUGUUCCAGAAAUGUGGUUCCAAGUAAUUUUGCAUUUUUACCUGAACAAUAAUUUUAUCAGUGGAAAUGUUAAUUAGUUUUUUCUUUUUAAUUGUCAUUGCUCUUGUUAUCAAUUCGAACGUAUUAUUCACAUCUGGUUAAAGUGUAAAAUGUGUAAAUGGAUGUAUGAA
Molecule: messenger RNA, 3887 nt
Organism: Limulus polyphemus (Atlantic horseshoe crab)
Lineage: Eukaryota; Metazoa; Arthropoda; Merostomata; Xiphosura; Limulidae
Product: leucine-rich repeat neuronal protein 1-like
Exons: 2
Coding region: 260-2263 (667 amino acids)
Cellular component (GO): plasma membrane
Molecular function (GO): protein binding
Source: RefSeq, a predicted model, not a curated record